Colletotrichum abscissum is the source of this 381-nucleotide messenger RNA. RefSeq lists its product as uncharacterized. The coding region runs from base 1 to 381 and encodes 126 amino acids. The transcript has 2 exons. The record is from RefSeq and is a predicted model, not a curated record. Lineage: Eukaryota; Fungi; Ascomycota; Sordariomycetes; Glomerellales; Glomerellaceae.
AUGACAGGCUAUCAGGAGACUGUGCUCCCACUUUUCAAAGGACUGAAUCUCAUUCUUCUUCAACCUUCCACGGGCGGGAUCAAACUCAUUGAUGCCCUAGGAAGAAGGGCGACUCUGCCGUACGACUGCGGGAGGUCCUGGACAAUCGUUGAGAAGACCAUCCAAGUGUGGUUCCAGGGCUGCCCGGGAGAGGACCUUGUCCGGAAGGGGAUGUACUAUGUUGCCGACGCAAAACACCCGUCAAAAUUUCUCACCGAACAGUCUUGGCCUGGAUUUGCUAAAGAUGGCGCGACAAUUCAAAUGUUCAUUCCCACGAAGAAUUGCACGGAGUGUGGCGGCACUAUUUCUUCGGAGUAUGCGAAAAGUCAUGAUGUUUGGUAA